Molecule: messenger RNA, 780 nt
Organism: Schistocerca gregaria
Lineage: Eukaryota; Metazoa; Arthropoda; Insecta; Orthoptera; Acrididae
Exons: 4
Coding region: 263-640 (125 amino acids)
Source: RefSeq, a predicted model, not a curated record
GUCGCUGCUCCUGGCCACAAGGCGAGCACCUGGACGAGCUCUGGUGUUCACGGUCACGCAGCGCACCGCAGCUCUGGAAAACACCCAGAUCAACUAGCCCUGUCAAGCAUCCAUUCCGGUUUCUGUUUUUUUUUCAGGGUGCUCACAUCUCCACCUGUACCCAGUGUGUAUAAAAGGAGAGCUCUCUGGCAGUGUAGCGGUGUAUGUGACACUGGGGACCUUAGGCGGCUGACGAGCAGCGAAGUUCUGAGGCGUUUUGAAGAUGCGGCCACAGGGACGGUGCCUCUUUGGGGUGGCAUUAGUUAUGCUGCUGAUCGCCACUUCUGAUGCCGUGCCCGUACCUGAAGAAGCCCCUGAGUUGGAAGAUCUGCGGGCUUUGCCCUCCGUCCCACGACAAACGUCACCAUUGAUGGCUGCAAUGGCGCCUCCUCUCCCAGAUACACCAGGUGAUGCAGGCGACGUGAGCCGCGAGAAGAGGACACUCUUUAAGAAGCGCCCAUUCUCCUCCGGCUCGUGUGGUGGCGGCUGCUGCGGAGGUUGCAGCGUGUGUGGAGGCUGUGGAGGCGGCGGGGGCGGCCACUCCUACAGCUCAUCGGGCUCUUACAGCUACUCGCGCUCUUACGGCUAUGGCCGACGAUAACGCUAUGUACGUCCAACAUCAAAUACUCUCCUCGCGUUAAGAGGGAGACCACGCUUACCUACGAAUUCAGCAUUGGUUUGGACAAUAGUUGUGUAUAAAUACUUCUGUUUUAAGCGAAAUACAUUUGUUUUGUACAAAGA